AUGGUCUCCGUGGCGUUUUCGUCGGCCUUUCACGAUGCCUCUGCCGGGCGCGAUUCGCUGAACUUCCACACCUUCGAGCUCGCUCUCAAGGACGUGGAUGGAGACACGAGCGACGCGGCCGACCCCGCCGAGCAGAGGGCGGGGCUGGCGGAACCCUCCAAGCCGGCACGGCGCGGCUCCGUCUUCAUGGUGGCCACGCCGCCAGCCACGCCGGAGGCGGCGGCAGAUAGCCUAGAGGGCGAGCAGCGCAUUCAUCACCAGCAGCAGCAGCAACAGCAGCAGCAGGCUGAACCGCCGCCGCCGCCGCCGCCGCCGCCGCCGUCCUCCUCCUCAACAGGAAAGCGGGCGGCGGCGAUGUACAGGCAGACGUCCGCGCACAGACUGUUUCGCGCGGCUCCGCCCGAGCCCAAGAGGCAGCAAUGGAAGGUCUGCGAGAAGACUCCGCUUGCCGGCGACGAAACCGCCUCCACCUCCGCCGCCGCCGCUCCCAUGAGCGGGGAGGACUCGAGGCUGCGCUCCUCGUCCUGGCACGCCUCGGACAACAGCAGGCGGUCACCACCUCCUCCCCCCGGACUGGAGUAUGGCCACAAUAACAACAAAAAUGACCGCUUUUUCCCCAAGAGGAUAGUAUGCCGCGACGACAGAGAGGUGCUGGAUGGCUCAGACGUCCUACAGCAGAUAUCGAACCUCACCAGCACAGAGCCUAGCAAUGAACGCGAGGUAUUCGUCGGUGGCCUGAGAGAGAGCGAGGACGCCGUGCAUAUCACGGAGGAAGAGUUGGCCACGUAUUUCGCCAAGUUCGGCGUGAUCGAGAGCGUGUCCAUCAACCGGGAUGACCGCACCCAGCGCGGCCGCGGGUUCGCCUUCGUGAAGUUCUUCCAGGAGUUAAGCCGAAACCGAAUGAAUCCAAGAGACUUCCACCUGACUUACAUGACCGUCAGGCGGCACUACAACGACCCGUAGAUGCGCUUGCUACAUAUGAUCAACCGUUUUAUUUUGUCCUCAACUGCGGUCUCCUGGUGCAAAAUAGUUUUCAUGUCUGAAUUGAUACAACCGGGGGCUCGAACUCAUUAUCUUUCGAGUCCGGUGGCACCAACGGCUGAGCUGUGGUGUCUAGUUCCGGUGUUUACUUUUUCAACAUCAACAUCCAAAACGAAACGUGUUGAGUUGAUGUAUGUAUCAAUGACUGCGGUGGGUCAGCUCACCUGCGUAUUUUUUUUUUCUGUACACGGGCAACAACCGCGGCGGGGAGGGAAAGUGUGCUCUUGAGACUCUCAGCAGCCGCAACGCUUGUUUUCAUUCCAUGCUGUGGUUUUGAGUGUUGGCAGUCGGCUGUCUUUUUUUUUCGGGUUGGUUUCAAGCAUUAUUUGUUGAUGCGUCCUGGUUCCAGCUUGGACGAUGAGAAUCAGGCCAGACUUGCCUUGGUUUUCUUGUCUUGCUUAUCUCCCUUUGUCACCAUUCAGGUAUCGGUGUGCUGUCUGUUGGUGUGCACUCGCAACACUAGCAUUCUACACGUUCGCUUUCGCAAUUUUCCCAGAGAGAAACCCCACAGGAUUGUGCGGCCUUGUACGGAUAUUGUAAAGCACGAGAGAAAGCAGCAUGUGCUACCCUGAACAUCACACACACUAGUUUAUAGGUGGCGUCCUGUGUACGCGCCCUCCAUGACACAGGUUACUCAAUCACGCGACGAUGUUGUGAUGUAGAGUGGUCAACCUCGUAAGCCUACUUUGAUGGUAACAGGUUGGAGUUCGAUCCUCAGUGUUCACACUUCGAUUUGUCGGUCGACGAAGGAAAGGGACGCCUGAACCCUUGUCACGAUCAAGACUAUGGCAAGCAACCGCAGGAGGAAAUGGCGGGUCGAAAACAUGAACGUAC
Messenger RNA from Ectocarpus siliculosus, 1875 nucleotides. Lineage: Eukaryota; Phaeophyceae; Ectocarpales; Ectocarpaceae. The record is from the annotation of a GenBank genome assembly.